UAUCUCGUGCACACAGCCUGAGGGAGGAUGGAGACGUUGACAGGGAAAGACAAAGAGCUGAUACGAGGCAGCUGGGAGAGCCUGGGCAAGAAUAAAGUUCCUCAUGGUGUGAUCAUGUUUUCCAGACUGUUUGAGCUGGACCCUGCACUGCUCAGUCUUUUCCACUACAAUACAAACUGUGGCUCCACACAAGAUUGCCUCUCCAGCCCUGAGUUCCUGGAGCAUGUCACCAAGGUAAUGCUUGUGAUUGAUGCAGCAGUCAGCCACCUUGACGACCUUCACUCCCUGGAGGAUUUUCUGCUGAACCUCGGGAGGAAACACCAGGCAGUAGGAGUCAGCACCCAGUCAUUUGCUGUGGUGGGGGAGUCCCUGCUCUACAUGCUGCAGUGCAGUCUGGGCCAGGCCUACACGGCGCCCCUGCGUCAAGCCUGGCUCAACAUGUACAGCAUUGUAGUAGCAGCCAUGAGCCGUGGGUGGGCCAAGAACGGUGAACGCAAAGCUGACUGACACGACACGCACAGUGGGAUCUGCUGAGCAGCUUGCUGUCAAAUCACUCAACGUGGUUGCCAUGGAAUAAGGUUGUGUAACUUGCAGCAUUGUGGCUUCGGCUGCUGUACAUUUGCUCUGUGAUUGGGAUCACAUAGUGUAGCAAAUGUAUGGUGUGGUCACACUUUACAAUAUCUAAUGAUAGUUGGUUGACCGGUGAUCAGAGAGUUUAAUUUCCUGGCUGUGGGUGUUAAAGCUACCAGGCGAUGCUGCAGAGAUGCUGUGGGGAUCAAUGCCAACCGGCUUUGGACCUUCUCACUCUUUGGACCUGUAAUCUGUGGUCCUCACUUUGAAAAAGAAGCAUAACCAUUCAAGUUGCUUUGUAUAUAAUGGCUUUGAUAUAUCUGCUCAAAUGAUAACAAUGACUGUAGUGGUCUUUGUGAUGUAAAUUAAAAAGAGCUGGAUAAUUACAUUUAGGCAUCACAUACUGCUCAAACUGUGAUGUAGCCAGCAUGGUCAGCUCGUGGUCAGACUUGGACACAGUUAUCCUUCAUGCAUUAUAAACUUUGGGGCAAAUCAAUGUGAUUUCACUGAAAAAAAAAAAAAUCUUGCCACCUCAUACAAUACCACACUCGGUUUUUGAUUAAUAUAAGGCAAUCACAUACAAUAUCAAAACUCAUUACAUCUCUUUCAUUUGUGUGUGAAUUCAACUCUAAACCUAAUGAUAAUAGCUAAGUUUUUUUUUUUUUUUAAAUGAUAUUCAAUAUACUGACAGGAACUGUUAUACUCUCUGAUAGCUUUCCUCUGUGAUCUAUGACUGUUAAGGCGUCCAUGUGCACCUUACUUGACAUGGUGUUUGAUGCCCUCCUCAGUAGAGGUUGUGAACAUCUUAUUCUCCUAUUACAAUAGGCAUGAGCCGACUGUUACACUCUAACUAAUAGACUGUUAUAUUGCCUUUAGAGUUUGGAUGUAAAGGGCAUCUUGAGAGAUUUACAACAUCCUGCUUAUUCAGUUUUCAGCCAUUGUUAGUGUGAAGUAGUUUUGCUGUACUGUAGUAGCUUAUCUCAAUAAUGCUUGUUAAUGUUAUUGUUCAUCAGGCUGCAAACAUAGUAUUACUUUGACUUUAAAGGUCUGACAAGAGCAGCCUGUAUUUCAGCACCACUGCAUGGUGAGCUGAAGCUGAAAGUGUCUAUUUGUUUUGAAUUGUAACACGAGGACACUAAUGCUGAUUUUCCCCACAAUUUAUUCGUAUUAGACAACAUAAUACUUAAAUACUGUCUGCUGAGAUUGUCAAAUAUGUUAUUAUUGCUGCUAUAACACUGUAUGGAUCAUCCUCAGUUGCUAUUUACAUUUACUGUCACGAUGCCAAUAAUUUAGCAACGAUAUGCCAAGUAUUUGAUAAUAACACCAUACAACUAGAUUUCCAAGCUGCUGAUAUGUGGUUAUUAUCGCUUUAGUCUGAGUUUACAUUUAUAAAGUUUAUUUUUGUAUUCUGAAAUGUAUCUGUAGUUUUAGGAGUAGUGGUUUGCCAAAUGUGAAUUAUACCUUUUGCUUUAGGUUUCGACCCAAUAUGAGACAACCACUUAGCGUGUGCUGUGAGGAAUAUUUAUAGCAUCAAUUUGCUGCUGUCAAAGUAGCAAAUUAGCACAAACCUGACAGUUUUCAUUUAAUUAGAGUAAUGGCUGUAUUAUCCACUUCUAAAUGUACAAGCUCCGUAGAAUGAAGACUUAGUUUUUUAUUGAAAUAUUUCAUCCCUGCAUAGUCUGUUCAAUCUGUACUCUCCAACCCACAAGUGUAAUGUUUGUUAACUGACUGUGUAGGUGGUAUAUUUAUAGUGAUUCUUUUCCUGGUAUCAGUACAUGGCCCUAUGCAGGUUGUUGUUCUUCUUGUCUCUGUUUUCAAUUAGCUCAGAGGAGGUCUUUUUGGCAAGGCAUGACUGACACCUGGCAUGUUAUCCUUUCAGCAUCCAGGUCUGUACAUAUUGGGUGUGUCAAUGUCUACCUCAUCAUAUCAGCUGCUACUCAACAGCGAUGACUUCACCGUAGUUAUCCUUCAACCAAAAACACCCAUUUGACAGUUAAUGCAAGAACUCAACCUAGCAGCUUGUAAAUUGGAUUCCACUCUACACUUUAUAUUAUAACAUGU
Messenger RNA from Myripristis murdjan (pinecone soldierfish), 2631 nucleotides. RefSeq names its product neuroglobin (gene ngb). Gene Ontology annotation, molecular function: heme binding; oxygen binding. The record is from RefSeq and is a predicted model, not a curated record. Lineage: Eukaryota; Metazoa; Chordata; Actinopteri; Holocentriformes; Holocentridae. Bases 28 to 507 code for a protein of 159 amino acids. The transcript is spliced from 4 exons.